GGGCUUCGGUUGCACCAACAGUCGCGGUUGCCGAAUGUUUCACCAGCCAGAUGCGAGCACUUGCAUGGAUAUGCUGCCUAUAUGCCGCCAGUGCCAGCGGAGAUUGCAAUUUCGAGACUGACCUGUGUGGUUGGUCCUCGGCCCAAUGGGUCCGGCACAGAGGCAGUAGCCACGGGGCCAGUGAAGCAUUCGAAGGGUCAUGGUAUGCCUUGCUGGAUAGCUCCUACCACAAGUCGAUGACCUCCUACUUGGCCAGUCCUUUCUUCACUGAAGUCGCCCACCGCGUCACCUUCUACUACUACAUGCACGGCGUUGACGUUGAUACCUUGACCUUUGAGAGCUAUUUGCCGGAGUCGGGUUGGCAGACGCUUUGGUCUCUGGAAGGCUCACAGGAGGACAGCUGGACCUAUGCGGCGGUGCCCCUACCUGACGGCUCCCAGAGGGUCCGCUUUGGAGCGACCACCAAGGAUGGCUGGGACGGUGACUUCGCCAUUGACGGCGUGACGAUUGUAGUGAAGACUUCCACCACGACUCAAACUCGAUCCGCCACCAUGACGACCUCGAGGACAACAUCUUCGACCACGCAGUCAUCUACCCAGACCACCUUGACCGUGACGGAGACACAGACCUCGACCACGACCAUGCUUCAGGAGCAGGCCUGGAGCCCCGCCACGGUGUCCGCCGGCGCGUCGCCACCUGCGCGCGCCCACCACGUGGCGGCCUGGGACCCCAAGACCAGGGCGCUGCUGGUGCUGUCGGGCAAUCUCUGGCCCUCCCCCGCGGUCUUCGACGACUUCUGGAGCUUCGAUUGGGAGGCGAAGGAUUGGACGAAUCUGGGAAAAGCUCCUCUCCUUGCGGGUGCAUCUGGAGUGUGGGACACGAGGACCGACUCCUUGCUGCUCUUCGGCGUGGGCAACGAAAGCGAGGUGUGGCGCUAUUCAACGGAGGCAAAGGGCUGGUCCCUGGCGAACUCCAGCGGACCGCAGCUGGAGAGCCACUCCGCGGUCUGGGACGAGACCCGGGCCUCGAUGCUGGUGUUUGCGGGGCAAGAUGGGGAGCUGAACGGCACCGUCACCAACAAGCUCUGGCAGUUCGAGAAGGACGUGGCCCACUUGGAGAUUGAGAUUGGCCCAAGUGCCUUUGGCGUGAAAUGCGUGGACACGGAGUACGAAGAGCUCCUUUGCGGCUUAGACGCCGGCAAUCCGUCAAAGCGCGUGACUCACCGGCUCUACGCGAACGCUGACGAUGAGUUCAAGGUGUCCACCGUGAACACGCAGGUCUGCGCGGAACGCUUGGAUCGCUUCGCCGGCUGGGCGCUGGAUCUUGCAGUCUCAUGCACCGCCACCAAGUUGGAGGUGCUGAGACAGCUGACCAUCGAGAUCGGCGCCAGCAGCUACCGCACCCAAUGCGUGGAUGGCCGAAAUCUCUCGCUGGCCUGUAGCCCUGAUGCGGGCGACAAAGGCAAGCGCGACCCAGACAGGUACCUGGCGGAUGCAAACGACACCUUCGAGAUCAAAGUCAUCGGUUCCUGGGUUUGCGCGAAUCGGCUGGAUGAGUCGGCUGGAUGGGAGCAGGACUUGGCCAUCACCUGCAGCGAAACCAGGGAGGUGCCAGAAGCAGUGGAGGUCAGGAUUGGCUCCAGUGAAGCGUUCUCCAAGUGUGUGGUAACGGAUUACUAUGCCAUCACCUGCGAGGAAGAUGGAGGCAACAAGGGUCGGCGGGGAACCCAAAGAGCAGAUGUGGACGCGGCUGAUCUCUUCGAAAUCGUGGUGAAUGGCUCUACAGUGUGCGCCAGCCAUCUGGACAAUUCAAGUUGGACUGUCGAUCUUGCCAUCAAAUGCGCAACACACCUCGAGGUUUGGCACCAGGUGUCCCUUGGAGCCAACGCCACUUCACCCCCCGCGCGGAGUGGGCACGCGGCGGUGUGGGAUCCUUUGCACAAGGCGAUGCUGGUCUUUGGUGGCACCGACGGCCGCUGGCUGCUCUCAGACUUUUGGCGCUUCAACACGGAGGGCGAAUCCUGGGAGCAGCUGCCCUACGGGCCAUCAGCCCGGCAGGGCCACACCGCCAUCUGGGACCCAGCCACCGAGAUCAUGUACAUCUUCGGGGGCGUGGACGCCACUGGGCACCGGGGUGACCUCUGGCUCUACCGACAGCAGGAGAUGAUGUGGAUGCAAAUGCCCGUUGCUGGCCCUGCACCGCGAUCGGAGCAUUCGGCGGUUUGGGAUCCCGAGGGCCGCGGCAUGCUGGUCUUUGGUGGCUGGAACUCCUACGCCUACUUCCGAGAUGUCUGGCACUACCAGGCGAAGGAGCUGUCGACGACCACCACCAUAACGGUAUCAACCAGCUCCACAACUCACACGCACACGAGCACCUCCUCCACCCAGUCGACCAAGACCACCUCGUCCACGAGCACGACAACCACUUCAGAACGCGUUCCCGUGGUCGCGGUCCCUCCGUGCCGAUUCGUCGGGAAUCUGUUUUCCAGUGAAGCGUUGAUUGGAAUUCGCCACAACGCCUGGCGAGACGCCACCUCCGUGCUUUUCUUCAUUGCGAUUGGGCUGAUUGCCAUAGGCAUCAUUUGCGCUACUGCUCGCGACUUCCUGUCUUGGAAGCGGUAUGCUGGGACAUCGAAACUUCAGGGGGGAGACGAAGACAGCUUUGACUCUGGAAUGCUUUGCAAACCCAACAGCACAAUGCUGGUGGUGGCCAGCCUCACGAAGAAGGCACAGUCAGUUGAGACCGGCAUCGUGCCAGAAGACAUGCGAGCUGUCAUCCAGCUGUCCGCAGAAGGACUUGCGAAGGUGACGAUGGUGGAUGACACGGCUUCUCGCAUGGCUAGCGAGGUGGCCAAAGGCCGAGACCUCAUGGAGCAGGCCAACGACGUGGCGGAGCGUUUCGUGCAGAGUGGAGGCGCCGCGUUCUGGCGGCGCUGGGCCUGGCUUUUCUCGGCACUGAACCCGCUGAUGAAUGUGCGCCGCUUCUCCUUCCGAAUCUCCCACGAAGCGAGAGCCGUGCUGCUGGCGUGCCGGCUGCUUGCAGCCGCAGCCAUCAUCGUGGCUUUCUAUCAGGCCUCCUCGUUACUGAGAGACCUUCCGGAGCACUGCGCCGAAGACAUUGAAUCCCGGACAGUGUUUCAAAUGAUCCUCUUUUCCCUGCUGGCGGCCUUGUUGUGCACGUUGAUCGCCGUGCUCCUGCUGAUGAUUCGCAGGUACCCCGAACGGGGAACCUCUGCAAAAGUCCGCAGGAGGAGAGCUGUGAUGUCUUUGAGUUUGCGAUUUUUCUGGAUGAUGUUUGGGAUUCUGAUUGGAAUUUGCUUCUAUGUUUGCCUGGCCUUUUUUGCCAACGCCAGCAAGAAGGAUUCCGCCGAUUGGGUCAUCACAUGGUUCCUAGCAGCAGCAAUGGUCCUGCUGAUCGGACCGGCCGUCGGCGCACUCCUUCUGGACUUCUUGGUGAUGUUUGCCCUGCGCCGCGAUCCGGACUUGGCCAAAGCCGUCAAGGACCGGCGAUGGUUUCAUUCGGAGGAUGUGGAGGAUGUGGACGACCUGGACGAUGUCCCCGUGGAGCCGCUAGAGUCGGAGCUUCCAACGAGCCAAGCUCCUGCGGACACCUCGCCCCAGCUGCUGCCAGAUGCGAUGCCUUGGAUCAACAUGACCUCCGAGGACGUAUCCCCCGUGUCUCCAGCAUCGCCGGGAUCCAUCGCCUACCUCCGAGAGAGUGACAUCAAGGGAGUGACGUCUGAAGGGAGGCGCAGUCGAGGUGAUCGCGACGCGGACGAGAUCUAUUUGGAAUUGGACCAGGCUGAGGCCGCUGUCUGCACCACCUGCCAAUUCGGUAGCCAACCUGAGGUUAUGAAGGCGAAGCCCACUUCCAGACAAGACUGGACCAGGGCAAGCAUUCACAGGCGCGACAAUAGUAAGCUCCCGCGCGCCCAAGUGAUCGGCAGCGGUAGAUAAUCGCCGUGUGGCUGCUGCUGCGGCUUAACAAUUUUGCCGCAGCGCACACAUGUCGUCUAGAGAUUCUUUUUUCGGGCUGCCCAGAGCACCAAAGAGGUCUGAAGGCUCAAAUGAGACUUUGGCAAGUGUGAUGCAGCGAGACACCGCGCACUGUCGACG
Effrenium voratum is the source of this 4115-nucleotide messenger RNA. NCBI's taxonomy places the organism in Eukaryota, Dinophyceae, Suessiales, Symbiodiniaceae. The record is from the annotation of a GenBank genome assembly.